This is a messenger RNA of Linum tenue, 863 nucleotides long. The record is from the annotation of a GenBank genome assembly. NCBI's taxonomy places the organism in Eukaryota, Viridiplantae, Streptophyta, Magnoliopsida, Malpighiales, Linaceae.
UUGUUGUGGGGUGUUACUGUGAAUCUCAUUGGCGGAGGGAAGAUUCUGCCGGAGAUCGAAGUUUCCCUGUCAUUCACCAUCAUUCAAAUCAAGGAGAUCCUGGCCUCCCGCCUCAGUAUCACGACUUCAAGGCAACAAAUGUUUUAUGAUGGCACUCAUAUCAACAACAAUGAAACACUCGAGUCAUAUGAGUUCGAAAAUGAUGAUGAAUCUGAUGUGGAGCUGAAUCUUAAGGUGAAGCCACUGCAUGAUGAUCGCAAGAUCAAAUCGAGGCAAGGAAUAACUAUUUUAUCAAAAGGAAGACUAUCGAAGUGUGCGAGAAUGACACUAUACGUAGCUGAUUUGAAGAGGAAAUUAACAAAGAAAAUGAAGACUAUUGCUUCCCUUCUAACUUUGUCAUGUCAAGACGACCAACCCUCCUCCUUCCAUCACCAGCAGCCGGCCAUCUUCAACCUUCCUCGGCGACAACAAUGGAGGUCUUUCUCUGACUACCCUCCUCACCUUCUCGGCGAAGAUGACGGCCUCCUCCCCUUCCCGAUGACGACGACGAAGAAUCUAAGGAAUGACAAGGACGAAGAGACUGUAUCCUGCGGUUCCAACAGGGAAGAGACUUGCAAGCUAUGUUUCUAGGGUAGAAGUAGGGGUAUGUCAGACUCUUUCCUCAAGUAAGGGUACCAGCAAGAAACAGCGUCGUGAGAGCCGGGAUAAGAACAACAAGAUAGGGGAAGAGGAAACGUACCGAUGAUGUUAGGGCAAGAAGUACAUCCCACAAACAAUUCUUAGUGACUUCAAUAGUUGCAUUUGCUGGAUAUUUUAUAGUUGUUGGCAUUUCCCUUUUUUUAUAACACAUUGUACUGCACGGU